AUGGAUCUACCUGAAGAUGCAGCAGCAGCAAUAGAUAUGGUUCAGGCUGCACAUGAAGAGUUCACAGGGGAUCCAGAUAGUUUCCAAAAGUUGAUUGAAGAUGCAGAAAAACCACUUUACCCAAGUUGUUCUUCGCAUACAAAGGUAUCGACAUUGAUUAGGCUAUUCAACAUAAAAGAAAAAGGUGGUUGGUCCGGGAUGGAAUAUGAGAAAAUACAUGCAUGUCCCAAUGAUUUCCUGCUUUUUAGAAAGGAUUAUAAAGAUGAUAAUACUUGCCGGACCUGCGGAGCUUCUAGAUGGAAGAAGGCGCCAUCUUGUACGAGUAAAGGGGUGCCUGAGAAAGUGAUGUGGUAUUUUUCACCUAUUCCUAUAUUUCAAAGGAUGUUUCGGUCACCAAAGACAUCAAAACACCUGAUAUAUCAUAGCCUCCCAAGAGUUGAAGAUGGUAAACUUCGUCAUCCAGUCAACUCCCCGGCAUGGAAACUAGUUGACAAUAAAUGGCCAGAGUUCGCUAAAGAACCACGAAAUCUGAGGUUAGCUCUUUCUACAGAUGGGUUUAAUCCAAAUAGUUCUGUUGGUGGCAAUUAUAGUUGUUGGCCGGUAAUGUUGGCUAUUUAUAACUUUCCACUGAAAUUGUGCAAAUUUAUUAUGCUGACGAUGUUGAUAUCUGGUCCUAAACAGCCCGGAAACGAUAUAGAUGUUUAUUUGGCCCCUCUUAUAGAGGAUCUACAGAAAUUAUGGGAUGAAGGUGUGGAAGUUUUUGAUGCCUACAAGGAGGAGAACUUCAAUCUCAAAGUUGUACUUCUUUGGACGAUCAGUGACUUCCCCGCAUAUGCUAAUCUUUCGGGUUGCCCUAAAGGAGGAUAUAAUGCUUGUCCAAUUUGUGCUGAACGUACUUCUUCCAUCAGGCUCAAAUACUCCGGCAAAAAUGUUUAUCAAAGUCAUAGGAAAUUUCUUCCCAGAAAACACAAGUUUAGAUUGGAUAAAAAGGCUUUUCAUGGUCAGCAAGAGUUAGGUACAUCUCCAAAACCUUACAACGGUGAAGAAGUUCUUAGGCAGGUUGAAGAUGUCAUACACACGGAGAAAAACAUAGGAGAGAGUAUUGUUGGGACGUUACUAAACGUACCUAAGAAAACAAAAGAUGGUUAUAAUGCUCGAAAAGACCUUGAGGAUUUAGGAAUGAGGCCUGAAUUGGCACCUAAAGAGAAUGGAAAAAAGGCGUACCUUCCACCGGCAUGUUUCAGAUUGAAAAAGGAGGAAAAGAUUAAGUUCUGUAAAACAUUGUCUGAAUUGAAGGUCCCAGAAGGUUACUGUUCGAAUUUUAAAAACCGGGUAUCGAUGACAGAUUUAAAGUUGUACGGUCUAAAAUCGCAUGACUAUCACAUGCUUAUGCAGCAAUUUCUUCUGUUAGCUAUAAGGUCCAUUUUGCCUGAGCAUGUUUUGAAAGGCUAUGUUCGAAAUCGGAACCGUAUAGAAGGUUGCAUAGCUGAGGGUUAUAUUGCAGAAGAGGCGGUUGAGUUUUGCACUGAGUACUUCAAAAAUGUUGUAACUAUUGGUAUUCCUAUUGUUGGUACUGCAACAACGACCGAGAAUUUUGGUGGCACGAGCCUUCUUUCUGACGGGAAGACAUUAUCAAAGAGCACGUUUGCUGAUCUUGAUGUUAAUGGACCAGUGAUGCGGCAGGCACACCAAACCGUACUAAAUAACACAGAAGUCGUGGAACCCUACUUUGAGUUACAUAUGUCUUAUUUGAAGGAAAAAUUUCCACAUGAAACAGAAAAAUGGUUGGAGAAACAGCAUUGUCAAACAUUCCAAGAUUGGUUACAUGAAAAACGAAACAAGUUUUCUAUGUACAAGCAAAGUUAUUCUAAUUGUUCGAUUGUUAUAUCAACACGGGAAAGAGAUAUAGAUGAAUGUGAGGUGGAAGAGUCACUGGCCUUAGAGGGUAAUCCCAGUUUUGAAAAUGUUGUUCCUGAGGAGGGUUCCUUUGACAUAGGUGAUGAUUCUCAAUAUGCUUACAUGCGUGAUAACAAUGAAGGUAUAUGGAUUGAAGACAUCUCCAAGGGACAAAAGAAAACACACGUGCAAGAUGACAACCCGAUGGACGAGGAUGAAUCAUCGUAUGAUGACAGUUCCAUGGACGACGGUUACAGUUCAAUGGAAAUUGAAGCAGAUGAUGAUGACUGA
This is a messenger RNA of Papaver somniferum (opium poppy), 2187 nucleotides long. RefSeq lists its product as uncharacterized. The transcript has 6 exons. Bases 1 to 2187 code for a protein of 728 amino acids. The record is from RefSeq and is a predicted model, not a curated record. Lineage: Eukaryota; Viridiplantae; Streptophyta; Magnoliopsida; Ranunculales; Papaveraceae.